UGUGUCUCUUCCGCCUCCACCGUAGCCGAAGCUCCCAUCUCCCUUGCGUCACUUUUACUACUCGGGUUCUACUAUACCUAUAUCAAUAUGUUUACCGGUCUGGUCGAAACCAUCGGGACGGUCUCGUCGCUGGAGCCCCUCGACACCUCCGCCAGCGGGGGCGGGGGCACCUCGCUGACCAUCUCCAACUGCGAGGAGAUCCUGGGUGACGUCCAUCUGGGCGAUAGCAUCAGUGUGAAUGGAACCUGCCUCACAGUAACCGCCUUCGACACGGCCUCCAAGACCUGGUUCAAAGUCGGCGUCGCGCCCGAAACCCUCCGUCGCACCAACCUCGGCUCCCUGACGACCAACGCGCGCGUCAACCUCGAGCGCGCCGUGCAGGGCGAGACCCGCAUGGGCGGCCACUUCGUGCAGGGCCACGUCGACACCAUCGCGACGAUCGUGUCGGCCACGCCGGAUGCGAAUGCGCUUGUGCUGCGCCUGCGUCCGCGCGAGAUGGGCGUCAUGCGGUAUAUCGUCGAGAAGGGCUACGUGACGCUGGACGGGGCCAGUCUGACUGUGACGAAGGUGGUGGAUGGCGAGGAGGGGUACUUUGAGAUUAUGCUCAUUGCGUAUACGCAGGAGAAGAUUGUGACGGCGGGGAAGAAAGCUGGGGAGGAUGUUAAUGUUGAGAUUGAUAUCGUGGGUAAGUAUGUGGAGAAGAGUGUGGAGGGGUAUUUUGCUGGGACGGCGGGGGGUAACAUGAGUAUUUUGGAGAAGAUGGUGGAGCGGAUCGUGGAGCAGAAGCUGAAGAAGUGAUUCGGGGUUUAGCCGUUUUGUUUGAGUGAGCCUGGGUUUAUGAAUGAUGGGUAAAUAGUAAUGUGAGCUUUAGAAUAUAUCAUGUAGCAUAGCG
Aspergillus candidus is the source of this 892-nucleotide messenger RNA. Its product is annotated as riboflavin synthase. Gene Ontology annotation, biological process: riboflavin biosynthetic process. The transcript is spliced from 3 exons. The record is from RefSeq and is a predicted model, not a curated record. Bases 88 to 798 code for a protein of 236 amino acids. Lineage: Eukaryota; Fungi; Ascomycota; Eurotiomycetes; Eurotiales; Aspergillaceae. Gene Ontology annotation, molecular function: riboflavin synthase activity.